Molecule: messenger RNA, 6710 nt
Organism: Jaculus jaculus (lesser Egyptian jerboa)
Lineage: Eukaryota; Metazoa; Chordata; Mammalia; Rodentia; Dipodidae
Gene: Dennd11
Product: DENN domain containing 11
Exons: 9
Coding region: 1-1362 (453 amino acids)
Cellular component (GO): cytoplasm
Source: RefSeq, a predicted model, not a curated record
AUGGUGGAGCAGGGAGACGCGGCGCCGCUGCUGCGCUGGGCCGAGGGCCCCGCCGUCUCCCUGCCGCAGGCCCCGGAGCUGCCGGCGGGAGGCUGGGCCCGGGGCGGCGGCGUCCGUCCGUCCGGGGAACCUCUGCGCCGCAGGGAGCCCGAGGCACCGAGCCCCUCCGAAGUGCUGCUGCAGCCGGGGCGCCUGGAGCUGGGCGACGUGGAGGAGGACCAGGUGGUGGCCGUGUUUGUGGUCACCUUCGAUCCCCGCUCCGGAAACAUGGUGGAAUGGUGCUUACCUCAAGAUAUUGACCUGGAAGGUGUGGAGUUCAAGUCUAUGGCCAGUGGGUCCCAUAAAAUUCAAUCUGACUUCAUCUAUUUUCGAAAGGGGCCCUUCUUUGGCCUGGCCUGCUUCGCCAACAUGCCCGUGGAGAGCGAGCUGGAGCGUGGCGCACGGAUGAAGUCAGUGGGCAUCCUGUCUCCUUCCUACACCCUGCUGUACCGCUACAUGCACUUCUUGGAGAACCAGGUCCGGCACCAGUUGGAGAUGCCAGGACAUUACUCUCACCUGGCUGCAUUCUAUGAGGACAAGAAAGGGGUACUCCAUGCUGGCCCUGGCAGAGGAGGCAGCCUGCCCCCUGUUUACUGGCUGCCCUCCAUCCAUCGCUACAUGUACCCUGAGAUGAAGAUCACACACCCAGCGGGUUGCAUGUCUCAGUUUAUCAAGUUCUUCGGAGAGCAGAUCCUCAUCCUGUGGAAGUUUGCCUUACUCCGAAAGCGCAUUUUAAUAUUUUCUCCUCCACCUGUGGGUGUAGUAUGCUACAGAGUGUACUGCUGCUGCUGCCUGGCCAAUGUCUCCCUGCCUGGCAUCGGGGGCACCGUCCCUGAAUCCAAGCCCUUCUUCUAUGUGAACGUGGCUGACAUUGAGAGCCUGGAAGUAGAGGUGUCCUACGUGGCCUGCACCACGGAGAAGAUAUUCGAGGAGAAGCGGGAGCUGUACGAUGUCUAUGUGGAUAACCAGAACGUGAAGACGCACCACGACCACCUCCAGCCGCUGCUCAAGAUCAACAGUGCUGACCGGGAGAAGUACCGGAGGCUCAAUGAGCAGAGGCAGAUGCUGCUGUACUCCCAGGAAGUCGAAGGGGACUACAACCCUUGUGAAGAGGACCUCUUUGUGCUGUUUUUCCUGGAGCAAAACAACCGGAUUUUUCAGACUUUGCUGGAGGUAUCGGCCAGUCAGGACAAAACUCUGACAGCUGAGCAUGCACGAGGCAUGGGCCUGGACCCGCAGGGAGACAGGAGCUUCCUCAUGGACCUGCUGGAGGCCUAUGGCAUUGAUGUCAUGCUGGUUAUUGACAACCCUUGUUGUCCAUAGGAAGAGUGACAUGGGACUGGUGAGCAAUUCACGUGGGGUGACAGGAGCCUGGAGCAUACCUUAGGCCCCUAACGGCUUCCCAUUUUUUAAAAACUGACACAAAGGAAGAUUGUUUAUACUUUCCAACACAUGUAAUUUUUGCAAUGUCCCUGGCAGGUGACUUAAGAUGGCCUUGGUUUUGCAUCCCACUUUGGUAGGCCACCGGAAUUAUCACUGUCUUCUAGGGCUAUUGGUUCUUUGGUUUCACCAUAGCAGUUCUGCCAGCAGGAGUGAGGUGAGCUCUGUCAAUACUGGAACGAACUGCUCAGGAAGCCUCUGUCUUUGUCCCUUGGAGGCAACCAUCUGCCUGGAAGCAGAAACUAAGCAGAUGACCAGGUCCUAGGAGUCAGAAAUGCUGGGGUCAUAUCCUCUCUCCUGUUCAUUUGGGCGAGUCUCUGUCUUCUGCACUCACGUCUUGAGCAGCGACCACAGAGAGGGACUGAGGAUUUUUCUGACACUAAAUGUGAGCUUCUCACGGAUGGGACAGUGGGGAGAGGUUGCUUAGUGGUCAGCUGUCAGCUAAAAUUAUGUAACAGUACCUUGAAAUCUUUCCUAAAGUAAGUGCCACUCAGUGUAAUGCUUUCUUGUUCGUAAAUUCUCCCCUGCCCACCUUGGCAUGGCUUGGUGAAUUCCCAAGAUUGGUGCCAGCCCUGGAACUUGCAAGAAAACUCAUUUGACAUUUUAGUUUCUUUUAAGGGCUGGACAUCUUCUUGGAAUAACUUGGAUGUUUUUGAAGGGUGUGGUGGUGGGUACUAGAGCAAGUGAGGGAAGAAGGUAUCUGGUCCUCUGUUCUUCUGGAAUGUUCAUUGGAGACAUACCCAGAAGCAGAAUAAAUCAGUAGAUUCUAAGAUGUAGCCAAGAACCCCAGCUGGUUGACUCAGAGGUGAACAUGGUAUUAACAAGACUGUUUACUGGUCUGGAGCCACACAAACUGCAGUUGGGUCCAGACACCUAACAGAUUUGACAGAGGAGUAUGACAGUGCCUUCCCCCAGGAGAAUGGCCGGAGUCCCUGACAGUGACAGACAUUCUUGCUUCCUUUGAUGGGUCCUGUGGUCACCUGCUUGUUUGGGCUUGAAUUACUUACAGCUGCCAGCUUCGGUGACAGAGCAGUUAGGAAGCCGCUCGUUCAGGACUUGGCUGAGACGCAGAGCUCAGCUUCCCCUGCCCUUCUCUUGCCUGGCUUUGUUGUGGGAACAGCUAGCCAUCAAGCACCCGCGUGUGAGGCCAUGCCUAAUGUCCACAGCAGGCACACAUAACUUCAGGUGGAUGCGACAUGCCUUUUACCUCAAGUCUAAGUUCCUGGGGCCUGUUGCUCUUCUCAGAAGUAUUUUUCUGUAUUUCCUUCAUAUGGAAAUCAAAAGUGAAGAGAUUCAUGUGUGUGGAAAUGCAAACAGACACUAAUGGAUCAAGGUAGCAUCUGUUAGGUACAUAAGUAAGCUUGGGCAUUGGCCUGCAAACCAUAAAACUAAUAGAUUUUCCUCCUCUGCAGUGUGGGUGUAGCUGUAUCAUUCUAGUAACUUCUGUGUUCAGCAGUCCACUUCCUCUUUAUGGCUGUCUUCUCUUCAUGCUUGCAAGGCUGAGAAAGGACCUUCUGGCUUGGGUCAACUAAGGUUUCUUCCAGUGGUCUCCAAGAGCUUGGGGCUUGCUAAGUUGGCAGUGGGUAGCCAGAGAUAGGCACGGGAGUGAAAGGAAAGGUCUGCUUCUCCUGGGGAACCCAGCUAGAUCUUCUCUCUCUGGAAUUGAAUGAGUUCCUGGACGCAGUUCCUGAGACCUUCUCCCAGAGCCUUCGGCCUUCAGCCACUGUUGCUUCCUGUGCUGUGGUAACUUCAAAGCUCAGAAACACACAUGCAAAGACAGCAAGGGUGACAGAAAGGUUCCUGAGCUGUCCCUUGGUGAGCCGGGGCUUUGGCUUCUCUCAGCUAGGUAGCUAUCUUUCUGGCAUCUCCUGUUUUCCCCACCACCACCACCAUACUGAUGCCGGGCCGGGGUACAGGUGGUCCCAGAGGGGAGCACACGCAUGGGGUGGUGCCAUGUUGUAGGUCACAGGGCCUGGGCUCAACUGAUGCCAAAGCAAAACUUCUUGUGUAACAUCUCCCUUAGUCCUUCCUUACCUUGCCAAGCUUCUUCUGGGGCCAGUAAUUGGGCACAGAGCCUCUGCUGGGCUGAACAGCUUGUAUGUUAGCUCCUCAGAGAAUGUCCUGGGAAGUGAAGCCUUGCUUAGGACCAGACGGCUCCUUGUGGUGGAGGUUAGCAGGUGCAAGCCAGCGUCGCGUGCUGCUCACUCCCUGUAAGGUAAGGGCUCUGUGACGUCCUAAGCAGGAGUCCCUCUUCACUGGUAGAAGAAGCCACAUGGAACCGCUCUUAAGCUGUUCCCGAAUUAUUUUGAGAAGCCCUCUGUUUUUGCUUGGAGGAUGUUGGUACACAGUCUCCAAGCCUUGCAGGUCAGAGAGCUCCGCUGGUAGCGUUUGCCUAAGCCGACGGAGCCCUUCCGGGAGGACUGGGCCUGCUGGGCCACACUGAGCCACGUGCUGACGUGGAACUCCUCGCUGACCUUUCAUGCCGGGCUGCCUGAUCGUUCAACAAGCAUUUCCUGGCGGCCACACUUCUCGUGGGGAGUAGCACCUAGGUUUUAGAUUUGUUAACGUCCACAUUAAGUAUGACAAAAGCCUAUCAAAGUAGAUGUUUCCAGUUUUAUAGGCAUAACCGUUGGUAAUGAAUACUCAGGAUUUGAGACAGUGAUGCCUGGUCCAGGAGGCCUUAGCUUUGGGUUAGACAUGCAGCUUCCCAUGUGCCUGCUGUGGAUCCAUUGUAACAGUCUCUCACCUGCACUCCGUGCAGUCCUGUCGGUUAUGAACACAAUGAGGCAGGAGUCAUCUGCUUCCUCACCCACCCAUGCAUUCUGGCUCUCUUCUUCCAUCUGGCUGAAGAGGGGCAGCUCAGUUCAUCCAGGACACACAGAAGUUUCCCCGGGAACUUUUUCCUGUAACUUAACUUGCUGUGAAACACAGUGGAAAUCACAGAAGUUAACAGCACCACUCAGAUCUAGUAGUGGCAGAUGCUAUCCAUGAAGGCUCACUUAUUUACUUACUUAAGAUAGUUUAGCCUGACAAGAAAGGUAAGUGCAAUCACAGAGAAAAAGCUGUCUUCACGCUGGUGGCUAGAAGGGUGAACCAGCUAAUUCUCUUGAUGAACUGAAAGCCCAUCAAGCACAAUAAAAAGGUGAAGUUACUCAGCUUUCCCCUGAACAUUUCAGUGGACCUUGUAUAAAGAGUGGCAGUGAAUUCACCUUCCCAUGGCAGACGUCAACCUCUUCAAAGAGGCAGGGACCUCAGGAGCCGCCGCACCCCCCGUUUGAUACUGCAUAGCCCAGAGAAUGGAUUGAGAGGAUUUCUCUAGGCUCAGUGUUGAUCAUCCUUAGAGGGGAUCAAGAAGGAAAUAGGGGAUGUGGAUGAAUAAAAUUACAAGAUAACGCUCAGCUUGGCAGUGAGUUUGCCUUAGCGUGAGAACAGUUCCAAAGUGGGCAAGAAAAUUAAUAUGGAGGUCAACAGGUCUUCCGUGGGCUGCUGUCUCACCUAAUUUGGGGCCAGGCUGGUAGGCUAUGAAUCUGAGAGCUGUCCAGCCCUCCCGUCUCCUUCCCGUACCUUAUAGUUACAUCCUGUGGUGAGCCUCCCAGACUUAGCUCCGCAGGCCCAGUUUUACCCCUUCUCAUGUCAGGAAAACCCUUCUCUGACUCAGGUAGAGGGAAGAGGAGGAGGUAAGUUUCCUUUUAAACCCGUGUCAUGGGUUUUUACUGAUCCAUUUUUAUUACUGAUAUACCUCUGCGCUGUGCCCAGGAGCUAUGGGAGUAUUAAAUGUUAUGGGAAAAGGCUAACUGUGAAUUAUGUUAAUGUUUUUCUUAUGAGAAAUGGAAGUUUUAUUUUUAUAUCAAUGUUACUGUGUGACGAACUGAGUACAAAGAUGUUGAAAUGGAAGGAAAUUUCAAAAGUAUAAUCCAAGGAGAAAUGGGUAUUAUUGUAAUUUAGUAGCAGCUGGGACCUUGGACACUUCAGAGUGAACAAGGGCAUCGCGCUGUGAGAUCUCGACACCACUCCCUUCAGAGAACACUGACUGGCCCUGGAACCACACCCUGGAGGGAAACGCCAGGGUAGAUGGGGGUAAAGGUGAUCUUCUGGUGACGUGGGAAUGAAAUGGGAAGUAGUUUUGUAACUGGCACUUUAAUUCACUUUAGCAGGCUGGAAUUUAUAGAGUCAGAGUGACAGAAAUUUGGAAAGAGAUUAGGAUUUUUUUUUUUGGGGGGGUGCUAUAUAGGGAAAUGAAGGUGGAUAAAUAAAGCCCUGCUUUCACCAUUUUAGAAUUAUUCUAGAGUUUUAGCAUAGCACCAAAUUUUAGAGCUUUGAUGACCCAAAUUGAGAAAGUUUAUUUAACAUCAUAGGAUAGGUGUGAAUUGCUUUACAUUUUCAGUAGAACGCUUACUCAGAACAGUGAUGAGUUUAUCUUGCUUUCUGAGGACUGUUGGGGCCCAUGGGGUAAAGUAGGGUUUUAUAAACUGGGCAUAGAUUGAUAUAAAAAAAUGAAAAACUCACAGGUCAAGUUAGCUGGUUGCAAUUGAUACUGAUAUUAAAAUGAAAACUCCUUCCUUUGGGCAAAUUACAGCAAAGCUAAAUUAUAUAAGCAUUCAAAAGGGAAGGUUUGGGUCUGCAUGUCUGUCAACAAUGGUGGCUUCUGUGUUCUGGAACAGAACAGGACUUCAGGGUGAACACAGUGGCAACCAAAAGGAACCUCCUUUAAUUGCCCAAAACUUGUUGGCUAAAUUUUUGUAUAGAUCUGGAAUAACCAACCUUUCCUUAAAAAGGACUAGUUGUUACCUUGGAAACCCAUUUUCCUAUUUUUUUUUUCUUUCAAAUUAGGAUCAGCAUAGUGUCCCUGUUGCCUUAAAUGUACACACCUAUUUUGAGUAAUAACCACAGCCCAAGAGUCCUAGCAAUAAGAAAAACUGAAUCUAUUUUCAUUUCAAGUGUUUACCUCAUAGGACAUCAGAAACACACUUCCUGAGUUUUGCUCCACUACUGCUGUAGACACGUGUGGAACUCUCACUUGCUCUCUCUCUCUUCAAUUGUGAUCAUUUAAAAGGCCUGAAGAAAGUUGGGGUUAAUACUGAUGUUGCUUGAAUUAACUCUGUUCUGUGAUACAAAUAACAUCUGUGUAUAUCAUAUCUGUAUAUAUUUGAACCAGGUUGUGUGCAGAGAAGUUGAUAUAACUAUAUUUACAGAAAGAAAUUUUUACAAUUAAAGCUUACAUUUUAACAUGA